AUGGAUGAAAUCAGUACCGAAUCGAACAAUUCUCAUGUGGUGGCAUCAAAGAUCCAGGAGGACAAUGAUGCCAUCGCCCUCGCGAAGAUCACAGGCUACGAACAGCAGAUGGUCAGACGAUGGAGUCUGCAAAAGGUCAUCGGCAUGGGCCUCGGGUUGGCUUCGACCUGGGCAUUUGCGGGUGCAGGUCUCACACUGGUGAUUGCUGAAGGCGGACCAGCAGCUGCGCUGUAUGGUUUCCUCUUUGUGUCAGCCUUUACCUUUUGUGUGGCGGCGUCGAUUGCCGAGCUGAUUUCUGCCUAUCCCACUUCGGGUGGACCCUUUUACUGGACGGCUCGAGUCGCCUCUCCGAAAUAUGCGCGUUUCCUGUCCAUGUUGACCGGCACGGCCAACUGCAUGUCCUGGAUCUGUGCCUGUGCCAGCGUUGCCAGCACGAAUGCGCAGCAGAUCUUCGGCUUUGUGGUCAUCACGCAUCCCAGCUUUAAGAUUGAACGCUGGAUGCUGUACCUCUUGUAUCUGUUCUUCAUGGUGGCCGGCAUGCUCUUCACCAUGUUUGCCUACCCGCUUGUGCCCAUCGUCAACAAGUGGCUAAUCUACUGGAGCCAAACGGCCAUGAUGGUGAGCAUCAUCAUCAUGCUGGCCAGCUCCAGAGGCCAUUUUGCCGCCAGCCACUUUGUCUGGGCAGAAUACAUCAACCAGACCGGGUGGGACAAUGUGCUCUGUUUCCUGACCGGUUUGAUCAACAGCGGUUUUCAAUACGGCCAUCUGGACGCGUCCGUUCACAUUGCCGAAGAGGCCAGCCGGCCCGAAAAGAACAUCCCCAUAGCCAUCGCCGCUCAGAUGGCCGUCUCAUUCCCGCAGGGAUUCAUUUUCCAGGUCGUUAUGUUUUACUGCAUCAAGGAUCUUGACAAAAUCAUGUCCGCGACCAUUCCGGACGCCGAACUUUUCUUGCAAGCGGCCGGUUCUCAAGCAGGCGCCAUCGUCAUCCAACUAAUGGUCGUCAGCGUUCUCAUCUGCGUGAACCUAGAGGUUCAGACCACGGCAUCGCGCCUGGUCUGGUCCUUUGCUCGCGACCGAGCCUUCCCAUUCUCCGACUGGCUAGCAGUCAUUCACCCAAAGUUAUUGGUCCCCGUCAACGCGCAAAUUGUCGUCAACUGCAUCGUCUUUCUCCUAGGAUUCCUCUAUCUAUUUGCUGGCCAGGCCUACAGCGCCCUGGUCGGAUCGUCCUUCAUCUUGGCAUACCUCGCCUACUUUAUCCCUAUCGCAUGCUUGGUCGUUAGCGGUCGCAAGUUCAAACCCGGCCCGUUUUAUAUGCGGAAAUGGGGCGUGGUUGUCAACAUUCUUUCCCUGGGCUGGCUGUUGAUCGGCAUCGUGUUCUGGCAAUUCCCGUUCUUCCUUCCUGUCGUCGGCCAUGUGGCGGCCAAUAUGAACUGGACCGUCGUGGUUGUCGGAGGUAUUCUACUACUGGCGACCAUUUGGUACUUCGCCGCUGGAUCCAAGCAAUACAAUAUCUCCAUCGGAUCCGACAACGACGCCGCUGUUCUCGAAGGAUCGCAGCCAUCAGAACAAAGUAACGAGCCUGUCUCAGUGCAGGAGACGAAGGCUUGA
This is a messenger RNA of Penicillium lagena, 1608 nucleotides long. RefSeq names its product amino acid transporter. Gene Ontology annotation, molecular function: transmembrane transporter activity. NCBI's taxonomy places the organism in Eukaryota, Fungi, Ascomycota, Eurotiomycetes, Eurotiales, Aspergillaceae. Bases 1 to 1608 code for a protein of 535 amino acids. The record is from RefSeq and is a predicted model, not a curated record. Gene Ontology annotation, biological process: amino acid transport; transmembrane transport. The transcript has a single exon. Gene Ontology annotation, cellular component: membrane.